This is a messenger RNA of Magnusiomyces paraingens, 1464 nucleotides long. RefSeq lists its product as uncharacterized. The record is from RefSeq and is a predicted model, not a curated record. Gene Ontology annotation, molecular function: histone deacetylase binding. Gene Ontology annotation, cellular component: Sin3-type complex. The transcript has a single exon. Gene Ontology annotation, biological process: negative regulation of transcription by RNA polymerase II. Lineage: Eukaryota; Fungi; Ascomycota; Dipodascomycetes; Dipodascales; Dipodascaceae. Bases 1 to 1464 code for a protein of 487 amino acids.
AUGGCUUCUGCAAACGGAACAGCCACUGCUAAUGGAACUACCACUACCAAUGGAGGAGGCCCUCAGGGUCAACCUCAAGGUAUCAAUAGUUCUUCAUUAACAACAUCCACAACUACAACCCAACCAUCUUCAGCCAAACGUGACAAGAGACGCCAAUCUAUAGCUUCGCGUAUUAUUCAAAUAUCCAAGGUUUUUGAGCAGGACCGGGAUUUACAGUACCGGGAAAUGCUUCACGCGCUUCAAAGUACACUAUCUUCGCUACACUCUGGGAAGAAUGGCGAGUUUCUUGAACAACUGACAGAUAUAGAGGAGCUGAGGGACCAAGAGCUGAUGCGGCUUAGCUUAUGGGAAUCAUACCAGAUUGAACAAACAGAGGCCGAGUACCAACGAGAAAUUGCUUUGGCAAAUGAGGAGUACAACCGGAUGACUCAGAUGGUCAAGGCCCGACUGAUGGCGCGCCUGGAAAACCAGCGCAAGAGAUUACGGGAGGAAAAGGCAUAUUUGGACAUUACGAAUGAAAACAACAUGUUUUUAGCAUUCAACAAUGGAAGUGGAGGAGGUAGUGCGGCAGCAGCUGCUGCCAUGGCAUAUGCAGGUGGAAAUGGAUCUUCACUUUAUGCGCGUGAACAAGGGUAUACCAGUGGAGGAGGAACGACACAACACGGGUAUGGGUCAAAUAGUGAAGCACCUGGAAAUGGAAGACUUUCUGGGUAUGGCAGUGGAGGAGGAGGAGGAGGAAGAAAUGGAGACACGAGUACAGCUGGAGGAGGAGGAGGAGGAGGAGGAAACGGUGGUGGUGGUGGACCCAACUCACCGAUGCCUUUUGGAUUCCCAGGAGAGCGCCGAAGUCUACGGAGGCGUGAGCAUGUGAAUGCUUCUGCAUUUGAAGAGAUGAGUGGGUUUAGUGGAGGAGGAGGAGGAGGUGGUGGUAAUGCCAGUGGGGGAGAGCGGACGGGGUAUUCCAGUGCUGGCGGGGGUUCGAGCAAACGUCGCAAAGGUGGAGCUGCAACACGGAGUGGUGGAGUGAGUGGAGAUGAUCUUGGGUUUAGUGAUCGAGAUGCGUUAGAUGGGUUUUUAUUUUCGAGGGAUCGGGAUGGAAAUAUGAGUGGUGGAGGUGGUGGUAAUGGCGGAACAGGAACUGACCGUGGAGGCGGGGCCGGGACCGAUCGUGGGUACGGGUCUGGUGGGGCUGGCGGGGUGAGUGGAGUUGGUGAUAACGGUGGAGUGAGUGGGGUUGGAGGAGGUGGUGGAGGUGGUGGUGGUGGUAAUGGUAAUGUUAAUGGAAAUAAUAGUGUUGGAGGUAGAGGUCAUGGGACCGGGUACGGACAUCCUGGAAGUGGAGGGGGCCGAUCGUCAAAGUCGUAUCAACCGCCGGCGACGUUGAAGCCUGAGGAUGCUCUGGACGAUCUUGCACAGUUGCGAGCGGCGGUGACAAUGCUUAAGCGGAAACGGGCCGGGUUAUAG